CAGACUUAAAAAGGCGCCGUGACAGCAAAGAGAGAGCAAAGAGGUCAGUGGUUUGGACGAUCGGUGACCACGAUGGUUCAGCUGACACUUCUUCUCCUCGUGCUGUUUGCUGGUGUCACAGUGAGCUCAGUGGUGGAUCUGCAGAAGAGAAUUAUUCAUGGUAGAGACUGUGGACCAGGUGAACGGCACUACCACGUCAAACUGAUAACUGUUGAGCCGAAUGGAGAUCAAUCCUUGUGUGGUGGCUCACUGAUCAGUGACAGCUGGAUUCUGACGGCAGCUCAUUGCUGGAUAGAUGGAGGGGACAUGUAUGCAUAUUUAGGUGAACAUCAAGGACUAAGACGCAGAUCAGUGCGGAUCGCCAUGAAAGUGAUUUUUACUGACAGAUUCAGAUUCAGGACCCACGACAUCAUGUUGGUGAAACUACGAAACCCGGAAACUCAAAUUCAACCCGUCCGUCUUCCUGCCUGCAAUCAUCAACCAGGUCAGACUGUUCAGAUGGCAGGUCACGCGUCCACUUAUCAUUUUCCGAACAAUACAAGAUAUGUAACUCCAUCUCAGGCUCUGCAAUGUGUAGACAUCAAUGUUGUUAACUGUCCGAACUUCAGUCCAAUUCAGAUUCCGUUCGCACCUUUCACGCUCUACCGAUAUGUCUUCUGUGGUCAGUAUCCUCGAGGAACUCAUCAAGGGGACGGACGCGUGUCUUGGUGACUCGGGUGGAGGAGUCAUUUUCAAUGAUAUGAUUUAUGGCGUCAUUUCUUCAGUUGGUAUACCUGCUUGUACUUACCCAGUGGAGUUCAUGAAUGUCUGCCAUCCAGCUUACUAUCAGUGGAUUCUAAACACAAUCAGACCAAGACAACCGUGUCUAAACUGUGUCACUGGUUAAAACAUUUUUGAAAUAAAGAAUAUGUGAGAUUUCAUCUC
This is a messenger RNA of Thalassophryne amazonica, 924 nucleotides long. RefSeq names its product kallikrein-7-like. The transcript is spliced from 6 exons. Bases 73 to 711 code for a protein of 212 amino acids. Gene Ontology annotation, biological process: proteolysis. NCBI's taxonomy places the organism in Eukaryota, Metazoa, Chordata, Actinopteri, Batrachoidiformes, Batrachoididae. Gene Ontology annotation, molecular function: serine-type endopeptidase activity. The record is from RefSeq and is a predicted model, not a curated record.